AUGGCUGCAGCAUCCUUCUUUGGAACCAGCGUGGAGUGGGUGAAAUCAUGGUUUGAUGCCAGCUUGGACGAGUCCAGUGAGAAGCUGGUGUGCGCUACAGGAGGGAGUGCAGGUGGUGAGCUCGGUGCCUGGGACCUUGCAGCAUGCCAGGUUUUCAGGAAUGCUGUAAUGUGGAUUGUAUUGUGUGACUUUUUUCUCUUCUGGUAUCGACUGGAGAUGUUCAGUGAGCUGAGGUUAAGUGAGUGGGUGUUUGAGCCCUUCACCAUGCCAGGAGUUGGCCAGUAUCUGUGCACUACCUCCAGCAAGGUGGACAAGAUGCCAUCCCUUCCUGCAGAGCCCGGAGCAGCUGCACCCCCUGGGGAUCCCCCCAUGGACCUUUGGGAUGUGGAGGUUGGGCAUCCGCCACUCUUUCAGGGCUGGACACAGUGGUGCCAGGUGCCCUGCUCAGCACUGGUCAAGGACUGUCACAGAUGCCAUGGUUAUGGCCAGUCCAAGUGCAGGGUGUGCCAUGGGACAGAUCAGAUAAGGAGCUGGAAAACUUUCUGCCAGGCUGCAUUUCCCAUUCCUCUAAGCUCAGGGCUAAAGCAGCAGAAGAGAUGCCAGCUUUGCUCAGGUACAGGUUGCAAAAGGUGCAAUACCUGUUCUGGCCAGGGCAGCAAGACCUGUGUGACCUGUCAGGGAGAGAAAAAGCUCCAGGAUUUCAAGCAGCUGGUGAUAACCUGGAAGAACAAUGUCUUAGAAUUUGUUUCUGAGCAUCAUCUGAACUUCCCAGGAGAGCUGCUCAGCAAAGUCAGUGGAGAGUGUAUAUUUAAAGAUGAAAAUGUGAUGGUGUACCCUGUCAUCGACUUCCCUGAACCUGAGAUCUCCCUGGCCUCACAGCGAGCCAUUGCAGAGCACAGCGCAACAUUAGCUACGUCCUCCUGCAUCCUCUGGCAGCAUCAAACAAUUGAGCAUUUCCUCAUCACAGAAGUUCACUACUAGUAUUCAGGGGAGCCUUACCUCUACUACAUCUACAGGCUUGAGAGCAAGGUGCAUGCACUGGAGCACCCUGAGAGGUGCUACUGCAGCUGCACCAUCACCUGA
Molecule: messenger RNA, 1083 nt
Organism: Melopsittacus undulatus (budgerigar)
Lineage: Eukaryota; Metazoa; Chordata; Aves; Psittaciformes; Psittaculidae
Gene: SSUH2
Product: ssu-2 homolog
Source: RefSeq, a predicted model, not a curated record